Molecule: messenger RNA, 3121 nt
Organism: Epinephelus lanceolatus (giant grouper)
Lineage: Eukaryota; Metazoa; Chordata; Actinopteri; Perciformes; Serranidae
Product: pyroglutamyl-peptidase 1-like
Biological process (GO): proteolysis
Cellular component (GO): cytosol
Molecular function (GO): pyroglutamyl-peptidase activity
Source: RefSeq, a predicted model, not a curated record
UUGUGUCUGGGAGACGGAGCCGUCAGCUGUGGAGGGUACUGACUGUCUCUCUCCGGUCCUGGUUCAAAGUAAAGACCUAAAAACGGCAACGGAGCCUCAGCGACAGGACGGGAGAUGGAUAACAGUAAACGGACUGUGGUCGUUACAGGUUUUGGGCCAUUUGGAGAGCACACAGUCAACGCCAGCUGGGUAGCAGUACAGGAAUUGAAGAAGCUUGGACUGGGCAGUGAAGUGGACUUGCAUGUAUCCGAAGUUCCUGUAGAGUACCAGACAGUCCAGAGUUUGGUUCCUUCAUUAUGGAAGAAGUAUCGUCCACUGUUGGUCGUUCAUGUUGGAGUCUCAGGUAUGGCUACCACUGUCACGUUGGAGAAGUGUGGCAGAAAUCAUGGCUAUAAGGGCCUGGACAACAGCAGCUUCUGUCCUGAUUCACAGUGUUGCAUUGUGGGAGGCCCGGACUGUAUCAACUCAGUUAUUGACAUGGAAUCAGUCUGUAAGAGAGUGAGUGCCUCGGGGCUGGGAGUAGCUGUCUCUGUCUCCAAAGAUGCUGGAAGGUAUCUGUGUGAUUUCACCUACUACACGUCUCUGUACCUGAGCCACGGUCGCUCUGCCUUCGUUCAUGUGCCUCCCCUCGGAAAGCCUUACAGCGGGGAGGACCUGGGACGUGCGCUGCAGGCCAUCAUCCAGGAGAUGCUGGAGCUUCUGGACCAGGCCGAAGAGAAGAUCCACUGCCAGCAGCACCACUUCCACUAAGUGACCUCCAGAUGCCAACCAGCCUCCCCACCCCUCACCACACAAAAGAAAUUGCACUUAACCACAAGUAGCCAAACUUCUUCUUAUCUUUUUUUUUAAUUGUUGUCUUUACUUGGACAAAAUGAAAACUUCAGUGUAGCGUUUGUUUCUCUUAUGUUUUUGCUUCAAGUUUAUUUAGGCCUCAUUUAGUCAUUUUAAUGUCUCCCAGUAGUGAGAAUAUAAAAUGGGAGUCUCAAGUCAACCCUCAGUCAUGUUGUAAUGCAAGUUUUUGUCCCACUGCGAACAUAAACAUGAAACAUUCUGACUUUGGGGUUAAAAAUAUGUGAAAAAAGUCACAGCAGAUGUGCAGAAGUUCUGUAACCUCGAAUGUGACCUCUAUGAAUGCACCUUAUAGGGUUAGGGGUAUUGAAAUGGUUAUAGAGGUCACAUUUGGGGGAACAGUUGAUUGUACUCUACAGUAUUUGACUUUCAAAAUGCUUCAUCCUCACAUUUUAAUUUCACUCAUUAUGUGUCAGUUGUUGUCUCUCUAAAUGUACAUGAUACAUGGUUUAAAUAGAAAUGUGUAGCAGUAAACUGUGUUGCUAAUUUCAGUCUCUUACGGAUAGCUUUUCCCAGCUGCUCUAAAGCCUAGCUGUGCUGUUUCACACUUGAUGUUGAAUUGUUUCUCGAGUCCUUUUUUCUUUAUAAGAAGUUGUAAUUUUGCCUUCUUUUACAAAGGUUAUUUAAAUCAGGGAACGGGUUGGUUCCAGCUCAUCUUCCCCCAGUUUAUUGGCCCAAUUCUGACAGAAACCCCCACCCCAAAUCCACCCCACUGAGAUCUGGCCCCCAGGAUGUGCAAUGUUAUUUUACAGAUCUCAAGUUCAGUCUUUUAGGUUUAUCAUAAUUGUAUUAUGGCUGCAAAGUUACUUGACAAAAUAUUGUAAUUAUCACUACAACUGUUUUCAGAUUGACUUAAACAAAGUUUCCUCUUUAACUUGUGACAUUAUGGUUCAUAACAUUCUUUUUUCUUUUUAUAUAAUAAGUUAUUAUUCAUCUUAAACUGUGCAUAAACAUGCAGUUUGUUUCUCACAGCAGCAUUUCAAGACCAAAAUCCGACAUUUUCCUCUCUGAGCAGCCCUAAUUGUUAUUUCUCGAUGAAAGCUUUCUGUUGUUCCCUUCAUUGAAUCAGAUAUAGCUGCUUAUUUUACCUGACGAUUUGAUUUGAUGGAGUCGGACUCUCGGUUGAGUCAGAGUUGGGCCUGGAAUUUUAUUUCUGUAGCACUUUGUUUUUUUGUUUGUUUUACAUUUUUACUUAAUCUGGAAUACAGACAGCGACAACAGUGAUUAUGAUUAUGCAUGUGAGGUAUGCUUUAUAGGUGAUUUUUGCUUUAUUUCCCUGAGCAUUGGUUUGCUCUGACCCUUAAACAAACUGUGAUGGUGCAUCUCCCGAGUGAAAAUGUUUAAAUGUUCUGUUUGUUUUUGUGUCUUUUUGAAUGGUCACUAAACCCCGCUUCAGUUUGAUGUAUUUUAGUAGAGAUGUAUAGCAUUGAAUGGUCUGCAUUCUGCUUCAGCACCAUGUGUAUCCCCAGAUAAAACAGCCUGUGGGAAACAAAGCUAUAGUUGAACUGCCGUAGCUAGUCUUAGGAAACUAACACUAUGCUUUGCGUUGCAGCAGAAAUGUUCUCAUGGGCUGUCAUUUAGUUUUUAAUUAAAUUUUUUGAGCAGUUGAGCAAGUUGGUGCCAGUGUGUUUAAGCUGAUUGGCAUUAUUUUUAGCAGUGUGUGUCUUUUUAAUUACCACUCAGCACCAUGGUUUGUACCACAGAGUAGCAUCCUAGAGCACUGAGCUAAACAGAACUGAACCUAUUCUCGGACCUAAAUUUUUAUCUUUUACAUAUUGGUUGUUUGGUUUAAAAAUCUCUUCUGACAGACAGGUUUUAGUUCUGAGUUUGUAGGUGCUGAUAUUUCACCGUGUGGCUUUGUGAGUGCUGAGAAGUUAAAGGGAUGUGGAGUAGACGCCCCUAAAUGUUCGCUCACAAAAGUGAAGAGCCUCAAGUUUACAUACGAGGUGACCUCUGACCCCGACUCUUUCCUGUGCCUUGCUGUUGUUUAUGUGUGUUAUGAAAAGGCCUUAAAAUACCCAGCGGGUCAAUUCAAAGAUAUAUUACUGAUGCUGUCCAGUCAGAUGUGUGGCUACCUCAAAAAUACUUUUGUAUCUCGGUGUGUGCUCUGUUGUACAAUAACAUUACGGCUCUGUGAUUUAUUGUGAGUUUAGGGAGAAUCCUCUGAAAGGUGUCUUCUUCUGCUUCUGACAUUAACAAAGCACUGUUACAAUACGUAAUCUUGGCUUUGUAAAAAAAGAAAGGCUUUGAAAUAAAGAGAAGUAACAAGUAA